AUGGGUGCAGAAAUGCGAGCCGCGUUGUACGAAAAACGGGUGCCCGCGCAAACCAUCACGGAGUGGUACCCAUACCUCACCGCCCACACGCGGUUCUUCUUCCGCAGGCAACUCAAGUGGAUGAACGAUACCGGGCAGUUCAACUAUUACAAGCACCGCAGGUACGAUGCACAUGGACUGGAUAGAUCAGUACAACAGCAACUUGCGAAGGUAAACUCGAAAUCCAAAUUAUAA
Molecule: messenger RNA, 234 nt
Organism: Babesia bigemina
Lineage: Eukaryota; Apicomplexa; Aconoidasida; Piroplasmida; Babesiidae
Exons: 3
Coding region: 1-234 (77 amino acids)
Source: RefSeq, a predicted model, not a curated record